Messenger RNA from Bacidia gigantensis, 372 nucleotides. RefSeq lists its product as uncharacterized. The coding region runs from base 1 to 372 and encodes 123 amino acids. The transcript is spliced from 2 exons. The record is from RefSeq and is a predicted model, not a curated record. Lineage: Eukaryota; Fungi; Ascomycota; Lecanoromycetes; Lecanorales; Ramalinaceae.
AUGUCCACAGAAGCAACAUCGACCUGGACGUCCACAAACAAUGGCGUUAAAAUCAUCGUCAUCCAGAUCCUGACACUGGCUGGCGUUGGCCUGAUUGGCUACAGAUUAGGCAACAGAGCAUGGUCGAUUCAAGAAGGCUGUCUAUGCGAUCCACGUCUUACCGCUCAUGAGACAUCGAACUUUGAGCAAGCAGAUCCAAUUUCAAGUGCAGUGCCCCAAGGCACGGCUUUUUCGAUCUGUUCAGCAGAUGAAAGUUUCGCAAACCCGCCACCCGCAGACAAUGAGUCUGAAGCUGCUUGGGAUUCUUUGCUACCAAGUAAAUGUUUUUCGCCAGGAAAGGAUUCGCUCAUUGACGGGGUACAGAUGGGCUAG